Molecule: messenger RNA, 3732 nt
Organism: Aspergillus thermomutatus
Lineage: Eukaryota; Fungi; Ascomycota; Eurotiomycetes; Eurotiales; Aspergillaceae
Product: C2 domain protein
Exons: 4
Coding region: 1-3732 (1243 amino acids)
Molecular function (GO): lipid binding
Source: RefSeq, a predicted model, not a curated record
AUGGCACCACAUCCUAAUAACAAUGGGACUACUUCCCCCCAGCAACAUCGCGUUGGAGAACAUUGGAGCGGGGCCAACCCCGUUCCAACCAUCUCUAAGUUCAUGGAGCGCCUCGACCGUGAAAAAAAGGAACAGAAGGAAUAUGAGGAGGCACAGACUGCCAGAGAACGGCAGGCCGAAGGUGGCGCUAAUCCCCAUCAACCGCGCAAGAAGGCCAAGGGCAAGACUCGCAGAGUGACAGACCCAGUUACCGGCAAAGAAAUGGAGGUAGAGGACCAGGACGAAAACUCAAUGGACGCCGUGAAAGAUUCCAAGCUGGUUGUCCCCAAUGCCAACCUGGGAAAGCCAACAGAAAUCAAAACCGAUGCAUGUCAGAACCUGUCCGAAUACAAAGAGAAUCAGGAUGUGACCGCACCACCUGAUCCCAUCGCUGAAGGCACCACGUCCGACGUGCCGAUCCACGGUGAGAAGACAAAUGUUCUUUUUCACCCCACACCGACGAUUUCCUACAAGCCUAUGUUUGAUCAGUUGGAAAAGCGCGCGACCGGAGUCUGUUUGGGUCUUUUUCUUGGUGUACUCUUCCUUGGUCGUCUUUUUGGUGGCUCGCUAUGGGCUCUCAUACCCUUGGCCUGUUGCACUACAAGUGGGAUCUGGUUGUGGAUGAAAGAGGUUAUCCGGAGUGGUCGUGAAAUGGAAUGGAGCAGUGAGCAGCUACGAGGGCAAACAGUAAGGUUCUCCGCUCUGGAUGUGUUUAAGGAUCCUUUACUAAAUCAAGGCAACCAGGCUACGGCCAACUUGUUACCGGAAUCUGUCGAAUGGAUGAAUACUUUCCUUGGCGUCGUCUGGGGCCUGAUGAACCCCGAUAUGUUGGCGCCCAUUGCCGAUACUAUCGAGGACAUCAUGCAAGCUUCUGCGCCAGGUGUCGUGGAGAACGUUCGCAUCGCUGAAAUCGACCAAGGAAACAACCCUAUACGUAUUCUGAGCAUGCGGGCUCUUCCAGACGAGCACGUGCAGCAACUGAAAGAUAACAUCCGCGAAGAGAACAAGAAAAAUAAGGAUCCUCAGGAGGCAGCAGCUGCGGAAGAGGGUGGCAGCUACUACAAUCUCGAAGCUUCUUUUGCAUACCACGCAAAGCCGAGUGGCCAAAGUGCUUCCUCCAAAGCACGUAACAUGCAUAUGCAGAUUAUGUUCUUCCUGGGAAUUCAGGGUCUAUUCGGAGUGCCUUUCCCGGUGUUCGUGGAAUUGAUUGAGAUGGUUGGAACUGUACGUUUGAGACUUCAGAUGAUGCCAGAAGCCCCUUUUAUGAAGGAGGUAACCUACAGUCUUGUUGGCAUUCCGCAUAUCAGAGCUGGGUGCAUGCCGAUGGUGAGACGUGGUGUCAAUGUUCUCAAUCUACCGCUGAUCUCCAAGUUUGUCAACUAUGCCAUAGGCACUGCCUGCAGCCUUUUCGCAGCACCCAAAUCAAUGACCAUGGAUCUGGGCAUGAUCCUCAAGGGUGACGAUAUCAUCAAGGAAACCCAGGCUAUCGGUGUGAUGUGGGUUCGGAUCCACCGUGCCAUUGGACUGAGCAAGCAGGAUAAGCGUGGCAGCCAUGGUGGCGGAAGUGAUCCUUAUAUCAACCUUUCCUUCUCCAAAUACGGCAAACCUAUGUACUGCACCCGAGUGAUUACGGAUGAUCUGAAUCCGAUCUGGGAAGAGACUGCAGCUUUACUUGUCACCCCGGAACUGAUCAAGGUGGAUGAGAACCUCAGCGUUGAACUGUGGGACUCGGAUCGUAACACGGCCGAUGACAUUGUCGGCAAAGUGGAACUGCCCAUCCGGGAGAUGCUGUCGCACCCGGGCCGCAUGUAUCCCCAAGUCUCGAAGCUCCAGGGUCUGAACGAGGGUAGCGAGAUGCCCGGUGAGCUGCAUUGGGAAGUUGGGUUCUUCGGAAAGCCGAAGUUAAGGCCGGAACUGAGAACGGAUGGCAAGAGGAAAGACCUUCCGGAGAAUCUCCAAAACAUCCCCGAGUUCCAGGACGAGAAGGGCACUGUCAUUACCGAAGAAGAAGAUGCGGUCACGCACACACCACCCGAUCCAUUGUGGCCUAGCGGUGUCCUGAGCAUCGUGAUUCAUCAAAUCGUGCACCUGCAACUUGCCAAUAUCAAAGGUAGUAACGGUAAUCGAAAGGGAAGGGAGUACGAGCCGGCAAAGAAUUACGGCGAAAGCACUGAGGAGGAAGGCAAAGACUUGCCCACCAGCUAUUGCAAGAUUACGCUCAAUGAUGAGCUGGUAUACCGGACUCGAGCCAAAGCACUUAGCUCCAAGCCCAUAUUCAACGCUGGUACUGAGCGAUUCGUCCGCGACUGGCGCUCAGCAAUGGUCACCGUGACCGUCAGGGACCAACGAUAUCGGGAGCACGACCCAAUCCUGGGUGUGGUGCAACUGAAGCUCGCCGACCUCUUCCAGAAGACAUCCCAAGUCACCAGAUGGUACCCUCUCGAUGGCGGUGUUGGCUUCGGACGGAUUCGUAUCUCGCUGCUCUUCCGGCACGUCGAAACGAAGCUGCCCCCGAACAUGCUCGGAUGGGAUGUGGGCACGUUCCAAUUUGUGUCGGACAAGCUUACGCUGCAAGGUUUCAACCAUCGGGCCAAGAUUAAACUGCGCACCGGUGGAAGCAGUGGAAAGAUCCCGCGUGGCUACUGUCAUAUCGAGGGGAACAACUCUUACUACGACCUGACUAACGAAGACUUCCGCCGGAGCAUCCGACUUCCGGUGAAGCAUCGCUAUCGGUCCCCCGUCGUAUUCGAGCUGCACACGCAGGGCAAACAUGGAGCCGCGGGUUACGCAAUUCUCUGGCUCCAACACCUCGUGGAUAACGAAGAGACCGAGAUUGAUCUACCAAUCUGGUCGACGAAGAACGGAAGCCGGCUCACCCAGAACUACAUCACCGAGGAAAACUGGAAAGCGAAGGAAACACCUGGCUUAGAAGACCUCCAACAAAUCGGUCGUCUGCAGCUUCGGGGUGUCUUCACCCCCGGUAUCGAUGACUCCCACGAGCAAUACGUGGUAGACAGCAAUUCACGCGAGACCUUUGAAACGUGGGAAGCCUGCAUGGCCGAAGGCGUGCGGCCUCACAGAAUCACCGCCGAGAUCCCCGAGGACGUCGAGAAACUCCACGAGCAAUCCCUAAGAGCCGGCCGCGACGUUUUGAAACAAAGUCACCCCAGAGAGCGCAGGCGCUGGAUCGACAAGCAGGGAACCGACUGGAGCGGUGCGUUUGGCGACGACCCGGCCGCCUAUCUCGACUCCAAGGGCCGCAAGAUCGCGGAGCCCGGUCGCGACCAGCCCCCGCAUGACCCAGUCAACCCACCGCCCAAGGAAGUCGAGCCCACCGGGGCCGCACACCCCAGCGAAAGCGAGGAGGGGGACUCAUCGGAGUCGUCAUCGGACGAGGACGACCGACCAGAGGAGCAGCAGCAGCAGCAGCAGCAGCAGCAGCAGCAGCAGCAACCUGAAACCAUCACGGACACAACAUCGGGGACGCACAGCGAAGCCGGCAUCACCCCGUCAAAGCGGGCAGCCAAGCGCAGCGAACAGCGCCAGCAGCGCGGCCUGAUGCAGUGGAAGCCGGCGCGCAAUGCGGUGUUCGCGCGGGACGAAGCCAAGUAUGCACUGCGCAAAGUGAAGCACAAGUUUACAGGCAAUCUGAGCGGACGAGAGCCGGACAUUGAGACCGAGACGGGGCAGUAG